This is a messenger RNA of Owenia fusiformis, 2324 nucleotides long. Lineage: Eukaryota; Metazoa; Annelida; Polychaeta; Sabellida; Oweniidae. The record is from the annotation of a GenBank genome assembly.
AUGUUGGCUCCGCUCUUGCUGAGACUAUUAACACUAGCAGGAAUCAUUGUAGCAUGCGCGCAUGCCGAAUCUGAAAAUAAGAUUGCCCUAUCUUCUCGAGAAAACGAGGCGAAGAGGUUUUUGGGAUCAGCAUUGAACGCACGAUACCGAAAUGCCCCGUCAUAUGAUAGUUCGGAACGUUAUCGUUAUAUACCGUCGAGUAAUGGUUUAAAACGCUUUUUGGGAUCGGCGCUUAACGCGCGAUAUCCAUAUCGGCCGCAGUAUGAUAGUAAAGAUGUAUAUCUAGGAACGAUACUGAACGAUCUUUAUCAAACGAACCCUGAAAAUAUUCAACGUUACGACACUGGUUUUCUCAAUGCACUAUAUAAUGGAGAUUCAGACAGCAAACGUUUGUUCGAGUCGUAUUAUCAUAAUCAACGUUUCAAACGAUCUGUUCUCGAUGAUAACAAAAAUGAGCAAAAACGUUUCUUGGGAUCCGCAUUGAACGCUAUGAAUAGAAAUGCAAAAGACACAAAUGACAAGCGUUUCUUAGGAUCCGCUUUAAACGCUAUGAAUAGAGAUGCAAAGGACACAAAUGAAAAACGUUUCUUGGGAUCCGCAUUGAACGCUAUGAACAGAAAUGCAAAAGACACAAAUGACAAGCGUUUCUUGGGAUCCGCAUUGAACGCUAUGAAUAGAGAUUCAAAGGACACAAAUGACAAGCGUUUCUUAGGAUCCGCUUUAAACGCUAUGAAUAGAGAUACAAAGGACACAAAUGACAAACGUUUUUUAGGAUCCGCAUUAAACGCUAUGAACAGAAAUGCAAAAGACACAAAUGACAAACGUUUCUUGGGAUCCGCAUUGAACGCUAUGAAUAGAGAUUCAAAGGACACAAAUGACAAGCGUUUCUUAGAAUCCGCUUUAAACGCUAUGAAUAGAGAUGCAAAGGACACAAAUGACAAACGUUUUUUAGGAUCCGCAUUAAACGCUAUGAACAGAAAUGCAAAAGACACAAAUGACAAGCGUUUCUUGGGAUCCGCAUUGAACGCUAUGAAUAGAAAUGCAAAAGACUCAAAUGACAAGCGUUUCUUGGGAUCCGCAUUGAACGCUAUGAACAGAAAUGCAAAAGACACAAAUGACAAGCGUUUCUUGGGAUCCGCAUUGAACGCUAUGAAUAGAAAUGCAAAGGACACAAAUGACAAACGUUUCUUGGGAUCCGCAUUGAACGCUAUGAAUAGAGAUCCAAAGGACACAAUUGACAAGCGUUUCUUAGGAUCUGCUUUAAACGCUAUGAAUAGAGAUGCAAAAGACACAAAUGACAAGCGUUUCUUGGGAUCUGCAUUAAACGCUAUGAAUAGAGACCCAAAGGACACAAAUGACAAGCGUUUCUUAGGAUCCGCUUUAAACGCUAUGAAUAGAAAUGCAAAAGACUCAAAUGACAAGCGUUUCUUGGGAUCCGCAUUGAACGCUAUGAACAGAAAUGCAAAAGACACAAAUGACAAGCGUUUCUUAGGAUCUGCUUUAAACGCUAUGAAUAGAGAUGCAAAAGACACAAAUGAAAAACGUUUCUUGGGAUCCGCAUUGAACGCAAUGAAUAGAGACCCAAAGGACACAAAUGACAAGCGUUUCUUAGGAUCCGCUUUAAACGCUAUGAAUAGAGAUGCAAAAGACUCAAAUGAAAAACGUUUCUUGGGAUCCGCAUUGAACGCAAUGGAUAGAGAUCCAAAGGACACAAAUGACAAACGUUUUUUGGGAUCCGCAUUGAACGCUAUGAACAGAAAUGCAAAAGACACAAAUGACAAGCGUUUCUUGGGAUCCGCAAUGAACGCUAUGAAUAGAGAUCCAAAAGACACAAAUGCCAAACGUUUUCUGGGAUCCGCAUUAAACGCUAUGAACAGAAAUGCAAAAGACACAAAUGACAAGCGUUUCUUGGGAUCCGCAUUGGACGCUAUGAAUAGAAAUACAAAAGACACAAAUGACAAGCGUUUCUUGGGAUCCGCUUUAAACGCUAUGAAUAGAGAUGCAAAGGACACAAAUGACAAGCGUUUCUUAGGAUCCGCAUUGAACGCUAUGAACAGAAAUGCAAAAGACACAAAUGACAAGCGUUUCUUGGGAUCCGCAUUGAACGCUAUGAGUAGGGACGCAAAAGGAACAAAUGACAAACGUUUCUUGGGAUCCGCAUUGAACGCUAUGAACAGAAAUGCAAAAGACACAAAUGACAAGCGUUUCUUGGGAGCUGCAUUGAACGCUAUGAAUAAAAAUGAUCAAACAUUCUUUGGAACUCGAGGUUUGUAAAAUCGCCGAAUGGUGUAAACAAUUGUCCUACGCGUUGUUCCAUAAUACAC